Aureobasidium namibiae CBS 147.97 is the source of this 936-nucleotide messenger RNA. RefSeq lists its product as uncharacterized. The coding region runs from base 1 to 936 and encodes 311 amino acids. The transcript has a single exon. NCBI's taxonomy places the organism in Eukaryota, Fungi, Ascomycota, Dothideomycetes, Dothideales, Saccotheciaceae. The record is from RefSeq and is a predicted model, not a curated record.
AUGCUGCCGCUCUUCACCGUUCAGCAAUGCAAUGAAUCCCGCCAUCUGUUUCGCGCAAUCCUGCGUGAGGCAACCUAUCUCCCCGAUCCACAAGCCCGUAUAUACGUAGCCACCCAUGCUGCUCAACGCUUCCGAGAAUAUUCUCCUGGACACAAACCUGACGACGUCCUGAAACAAAGGAGGCACUCACAGCUUGACAAUGCCCGCAAGUCUCUCUCUGAACUGCGCCGCGCCAAUCAAGGAGAGCUGAAGCCUCUGCUCAAGCUCCUCCAUCUGACAUAUGCCCGCAUUGGCAAGAGACGACAUGAGUUACUGCGCGACUUGCAGUACAAGCCGCCAGCCGAUGCCGACCUCAAGUCCGACACGCUGCCCAAACUUUCCCCUCAACAUAUCGCCCUCCUCGAAUCUCAGAAACUGGCUUGUCCGCCGACGACUGUUCGUUCUCAGCUCCGAUCAUGGGCCUUGAAUAUCCCAGAGACGAACAGCUGGGAAAGACCCCUGCCCAAGAAGCGUAUUGCCAACACAACUAGGGACUGGUAUGCCAAAGUCUUGGACCGAACGGUUGUCCCUCUUCCUGUUGCAGAGUGGGAGCGUUUGCGUGACCUUGCUCUGGGCAAAAUAAAGUUCAAAGGUCCUCCUCCGCGUCGACCUAUGCCUGCAGGAGGGGCCAGCUUGCCAUCACCGCUUGAGCUUGCUCUUGGUCUCGUUAAACUCAACUCGCCUAGUGUCGUUCUCGACAAUGCUUCCAACUCUAUCCAUGCCCGUAGGCUGACUGCGCGCUCCAUGAGAAGAUGCUGGGCCACGGUUUUUGCGCAAUGUCCUGUAAUGACAUGGAACUCAAAGUCCCAAAAGUGGUCAGUCCAAUGGGGCGGCGAUGUUCUGAACCAAGCCAAGAUUGCGAAUGCCACCGAAGAAGCCUCUUUGAGCAACCCAUGA